Molecule: messenger RNA, 594 nt
Organism: Abrus precatorius (Indian licorice)
Lineage: Eukaryota; Viridiplantae; Streptophyta; Magnoliopsida; Fabales; Fabaceae
Product: rac-like GTP-binding protein RAC2
Exons: 7
Coding region: 1-594 (197 amino acids)
Biological process (GO): small GTPase-mediated signal transduction; actin filament organization; regulation of cell shape
Cellular component (GO): cytoskeleton; plasma membrane; cell projection
Molecular function (GO): GTP binding; GTPase activity; protein kinase binding
Source: RefSeq, a predicted model, not a curated record
AUGAGCACAGCAAGAUUCAUUAAGUGUGUUACAGUUGGUGAUGGAGCUGUGGGAAAGACUUGUAUGCUCAUCUCUUACACUAGCAACACAUUUCCCACGGAUUAUGUUCCUACAGUUUUUGACAAUUUUAGUGCAAAUGUGGUGGUUGAUGGCAGCACAGUUAACCUGGGAUUGUGGGACACUGCUGGACAGGAGGAUUACAACAGGCUUAGGCCAUUGAGCUAUAGAGGAGCAGAUGUGUUCUUGCUGGCCUUUUCUCUCAUCAGCAAAGCCAGCUAUGAAAAUAUAUCAAAAAAGUGGAUUUCUGAACUGAGACAUUAUGCCCCGAGUGUGCCAAUUGUACUUGUGGGAACUAAACUUGAUUUGAGGGAAGACAAACAGUAUUUGAUCGAUCAUCCUGGUGCCACACCUAUAACUACUGCUCAGGGAGAAGAAUUGAAGAAGGCAAUUGGUGCUGCAGUGUACAUAGAGUGUAGCUCAAAGACUCAGCAGAAUGUGAAGACCGUGUUUGAUGCUGCAAUCAAGGUUGUCUUGCAGCCACCUAAGCCAAAGAAAAAAUCAAAGAAGAACAACAAAGCUUGCGUUUUCCUCUGA